This is a messenger RNA of Bradysia coprophila, 1652 nucleotides long. Its product is annotated as amine oxidase [flavin-containing]-like. Gene Ontology annotation, molecular function: primary methylamine oxidase activity; flavin adenine dinucleotide binding. NCBI's taxonomy places the organism in Eukaryota, Metazoa, Arthropoda, Insecta, Diptera, Sciaridae. Gene Ontology annotation, cellular component: mitochondrion. The record is from RefSeq and is a predicted model, not a curated record.
GUAUUCUUCGCAACGAAGUGCAGUUUCUUGUUGUCUUUCUAUCUGAAACGACGAUAUCUCAGUUUGCCACAACAAAGGUUUUUAUAGACGAAUUUCAAUGUCUAGUGAAAUUUACGACGCGAUUAUUGUUGGGAGUGGAAUCAGUGGACUUGCUGCUGCAAAAUGGUUGAAAGAAAAUAAUUUGAACAAAGUUCUUGUACUGGAGGCGCGAAACAGAGUCGGUGGUCGUACUUAUACUAAAAGCGAUCCUAAGGUUAAUUGGGUCGAUCUGGGUGGAUCAUACGUUGGUCCUACGCAAGACCAUCUACUUCGAAUAGCCAAGGAAUUGGGCGUUGAGACGUUUUUAGUGAAUGAAGUAGAGAACCUCGUUUACUACAAAAAUGGAAAGCGAUAUACCUUCCAAUACAAUGAACUUCCAGCGCUAGAAAACGGAGGUCAAGAAGAGCUUGCGAAACUUUUGAUUCGCUUAGAUGAAUUGGGAGAAAAUGUUUCUAUAAGAGAGCCAUGGACGUCACCCAAUGCUGUUGAGCUCGAUUCGAUGACCUUUAAAGAAUUUCUAGAAAAAGAAUUUAGUUGUAAAGGGGUUCGCGACUUUGGUCAUUUGAUUCAUAACGCGUUUUUGGCCGCUGGUGCUCAGGAGUGUUCGCUGUUGUUUAUGGUUUGGUACAUAAAGCAAGCUUUUGGUACUCGUCGCAUUUUUUCCACCACAAACGGUGGUCAAGAGCGCAAAUUUCAUGGCGGUUCUCAGCUGAUUAGUGAAGGCCUUGCUGAAAAAAUUGGCCGGGAGAAUAUUCGCUUUGGAUCAGCUGUUAAUCGAAUUGAACAACAUGAUGAUUAUGUGACGGUUUCGACGCUUGAUAAUCAAGUUUUCAAAUCCAGACAUGUAAUCAUUGCCAUGUCACCUUGUCUAAUACCCAGCAUUUACUUCGAACCGGCAUUAGAUCCUCUGAAAGCUCAACUAUACCAACGAAUGCCCAUGGGAUCGGUCAUCAAAACAAUUGUCUAUUACGAGAAGGCGUGGUGGAAAGACCUUAACAUGUGCGGCACACUUAUGGUGGAUGGAGAUGGCGAUGAAGAAGCAAAUCCUGUUGAAUACACGUUUGACGAUUCCAAGCCAGAUGGAUCCAAACCUGCUAUAAUGGGGUUCAUUCUAGCAAGUCGAGCAAGGAAAUUGCGAAACUUAACGCCCGAGGAGAGAUGUGAUCGAAUUUGCAAAAGUUAUGCUAAGGGUUUCGGAUCAGACGAAGCUUUGCGAUUUGUUCACUACGAAGAAUGCGACUGGCAAGCUCAACAAUUUUCAUCCGGUUGUUAUACCGGCGUUUGUCCACCUGGUGUCCUGACCGCUUAUUGGCCAUAUUUACGAAAACCACAUGGAAGAGUUUUCUUCGCCGGUACGGAAACGGCCACCGUCUGGAGUGGAUAUAUGAAUGGUGCUGUUGAAGCGGGAGAACGUGCGGCUCGUUAAAUACUUGCUGAGAGAGGCCUGAUUAAAAAAGAUGAAAUUUGGAGAGAUGAACCGGAAUCGAAAGAUUUGCCGCAUAAGCCAUUUGAAGAUAUUAUUUUCAAGUAACUAUCCGGUUGACUGGACUGUUUUACUGUUGUCUGUAAUAAAUUGGUAACGAGAAAACGAAUCGGAUUUUUAGAAAGAAAAA